Brassica napus (rape) is the source of this 2975-nucleotide messenger RNA. RefSeq names its product ATP-dependent DNA helicase At3g02060, chloroplastic. The record is from RefSeq and is a predicted model, not a curated record. Gene Ontology annotation, molecular function: nucleic acid binding; ATP binding. Lineage: Eukaryota; Viridiplantae; Streptophyta; Magnoliopsida; Brassicales; Brassicaceae. The transcript has 14 exons. Bases 71 to 2542 code for a protein of 823 amino acids.
AGCUCUCUCUCUGGCUCGCUCUGCAUUAUCCUCUUCCUGUUUCUAAACCUCUGCUCUGAGGAGGUUAACGAUGACAUCCUUGCUCCUCCCAAAUCCGGACUCGAUUACCACCACACCCCUCGUUUCCAACCUACGCUCCUUCCGGAGGUUCUUCUCUCCUCUCAGACGCUCCUCCUUGCCCCGAAACUCAUCAUCAUCAUCUCUUCCACUAGUCGCUGUUUCCUCUCUCUCCGCAACUGCCGCAAAACCUACUACAGCGACCAGGUGGAGAGAGAAGCAUGAGUUAGCUGAAAGCGAUUCAAUCUCCAUCCUCAACGAGAGGAUUCGGCGGGACCUGGGAAAGAGAGAGACUGCUAGGCCGGCCAUGGACUCUAAGGAGGCCGAAAAGUACAUUCAGAUGGUGAAGGAACAACAAGAGAGGGGUCUGCAGAAGCUCAAAGGAGUAAGGCCAGGCUCAGACGGUGGUUUCAGCUACAAGGUUGACCCUUACACUCUCCUUUCCGGUGAUUAUGUGGUGCACAAGAAGGUUGGCAUUGGUCGUUUUGUUGGUAUUAAGUUGGAUGUCCCCAAGGAUUCUUCUGAGCCCCUUGAAUAUGUCUUUAUUGAGUAUGCUGACGGCAUGGCCAAGCUUCCCCUCAAGCAGGCCUCCCGUCUCCUCUACCGAUACAACCUUCCUAAUGAGUCCAAACGGCCUCGGACUUUAAGUCGGCUGAGCGACACUAGUGUUUGGGAAAGAAGAAAGACCAAAGGAAAAGUCGCUAUUCAGAAAAUGGUUGUUGACUUGAUGGAGCUCUAUCUUCAUAGGCUUAGACAGAAGAGAUUUCCUUAUCCCAAAAACCCUGUCAUGGCUGAUUUCGCUGCUCAAUUUCCUUAUAACGCUACACCUGACCAGCAGCAGGCUUUCCUUGAUGUUGACAAGGAUUUGACUGAGAGGGAAACGCCUAUGGACCGAUUGAUAUGUGGAGAUGUUGGAUUUGGUAAAACUGAGGUUGCUCUACGUGCCAUCUUUUGUGUGGUCUCCGCUGGCAAACAAGCUAUGGUUUUAGCACCCACUAUUGUUUUGGCCAAGCAACAUUACGAUGUCAUCUCUCAGCGGUUUUCCUUGUAUCCCCAAAUCAAAGUCGGUCUUUUAAGUCGGUUUCAGACCAAAGCAGAGAAGGAGGCGUAUUUGGAAAUGAUAAAACACGGUCAUCUCAAUAUCAUUGUAGGUACUCACUCCCUUCUCGGAAGCCGUGUUGUGUACAGCAAUCUAGGCCUUCUUGUCGUCGAUGAGGAACAGAGAUUUGGGGUCAAGCAGAAAGAAAAGAUUGCAUCUUUCAAAACGUCAGUGGAUGUGCUUACCCUCUCCGCAACACCUAUACCAAGGACGUUAUACUUAGCUUUGACUGGAUUCCGGGAUGCCAGUUUAAUCUCCACACCUCCACCGGAGAGGAUUCCAAUAAAAACCCAUCUUUCAUCGUUCCGUAAGGAAAAGGUUAUCAAAGCAAUAAAAAAUGAACUGAAUCGUGGUGGCCAAGUUUUCUAUGUCUUGCCUCGAAUUAAAGGACUAGAGGAAGUGAUGGAUUUUCUUGAAGAAGCAUUUCCAGAUAUCGACAUUGCUAUGGCACAUGGGAAGCAAUACUCAAAACAACUAGAGGAAACCAUGGAGAGAUUUGCGCAAGGAAAGAUCAAAAUCCUCAUAUGCACUAAUAUUGUUGAAAGCGGACUUGAUAUUCAAAAUGCAAAUACCAUAAUCAUCCAGGAUGUUCAACAAUUUGGGCUCGCUCAGUUGUACCAGUUGCGUGGAAGGGUUGGCCGGGCUGAUAAAGAAGCUCAUGCCUACCUGUUUUAUCCUGAUAAAUCGCUGCUCUCUGAUCAAGCACUGGAAAGGCUUAGUGCUCUUGAAGAGUGUCGCGAGCUUGGACAAGGUUUCCAACUUGCGGAGAAAGACAUGGGUAUAAGAGGCUUUGGGACAAUUUUUGGUGAACAGCAGACAGGAGAUGUUGGAAAUGUCGGCAUCGAUCUCUUCUUUGAAAUGCUUUUUGAGAGUCUAUCCAAGGUGGAGGAACUCCGUAUUUUUUCGGUUCCAUACAAUCUGGUGAAGAUUGACAUAAAUAUAAAUCCUCGGCUGCCGUCCGAGUAUGUAAAUUACCUGGAAAAUCCGAUGGAGAUCAUCAAUGAAGCUGAAAAAGCAGCUGAGAAAGAUAUGUGGAGUCUCAUGCAAUUCACAGAGAACUUACGUCGCCAAUAUGGGAAAGAACCUUACUCCAUGGAGAUCAUUUUGAAGAAGCUGUAUGUGAGACGCAUGGCGGCUGAUCUUGGAGUAAACAGAAUUUAUGCAUCAGGGAAGAUGGUUGUGAUGAAAACAAAUAUGAGUAAGAAGGUGUUCAAGCUGAUCACAGAUUCCAUGACUUGUGACGUUUACCGAAGCUCCUUGAUAUAUGAAGGAGAUCAAAUAAUGGCGGAACUUUUGCUGGAGCUACCAAGAGAACAGUUACUGAACUGGAUGUUCCAGUGCUUGUCAGAACUGCAUGCAUCACUCCCUGCUCUUAUCAAAUACUAGCUCCCCCUUCACUUCACAGCCUCUCUUGCGCGUAGGAUGUUUUAGAAGGAGAGGGAUUCCUCAGCACUCAUUCGUGGAGUUUCCUUCAUAGAAUAGAACAUAGAAGAAUAAUGAUUUUUGUGUAUAAAUAUAUACAAGGGAAGCAUUUUAAUCAGGCAGCUAAAUUUGUUAAGGAUUUAAUGAGGAAGCAGUGAUGAAAACUGUCUAGCGCUGGGCAUGUUUGACGUUGAGAUCAUCAACCAAAUGCGAGUUGGUAAAGUCUUGGAUAUCUGUUGGGAGUUCGAUAGUGUGAAAUGUAGUUUUCUGGGAUUCUUCUUUUGUAUGGCCCAGUAAAAAGCCCAUUUGUGUGUAUACAUCAAAUAUAUCUAGGGCCCAUUUGUGUGUAUACUCCAAAUAUAUCUACGCGUCCAAUAAUAUAUGUUUGCUUCUUCUU